UGCACAUUACCGGCUCGCAAGCUCCUGCUAGUUGGUCGCGCCCAGGGGCCGGUUCCUAGACGGCCAGAUAAGAGUUAUCUGUAGAUAAAUGCUUAUUCAACGGAUAAAUCCGGAACAAAUCCUAUACAACAGUUAACUUUAUCCAGCCUUUCAGGAACCGGCAUCAGGCAGCUACUCUACAUCCGUUCGCCGCUCGUUCGGGUUUUCGGUCGUGCGAGAACCUUUUAGUGACGCUGAUUUGGUCCAUGAUUAUGGGCUAAAUUACCUCACUGUAGACGUGAAAAUAUCCGCGCAUUUUUUGUUUGCCACCACAUUUUUAUUUGGUUUAUCGUUUUACAUUUUAUCGAUAUUUGUAUUUUUCCCUAAACCUUUACACCCGCCAAAACACAUUUGCUGUGUGACCCGGUUUCCACACACGUUUUUCUACCUUUGCACCUUUGUGAAAGAGAAUACAAUUUGUGACAGUGUGCAGGUAAAGAUUGUUUAUCUGGCGUUACUCGCAAAUCUUUUGUCCUUGAAUGGGAUGUCAAGGCUGAAUAGCUUAAUGUCACCAAAAGGUCACGUACAUAGCAUGCAAACAAGACGAAGUGGUGCUCUUUGUCACGUAUGAGUAUAGUGUCUCAAAGAUCUUACCCUGUAACAAGCUCCAAAUAUCCCUUUAGCUACACUACGCUACAACCAUGCUUCGAGCUAUCUGCACUUAUCGAUGCUCAGCACUUGCCCGGGUUCUAUCGCGCAAUUUGCACCCCCAUCUCAAAACCUCAACAAAGCCAUUCAACUGCUCGAAAGCCAGUUCACAGCUUCUGCACACGUCUGCAGCUAGUCGGAAAGUUGACAAGGCUUAUACAUACGAUGAGGCGUUUAAACAGUCUGUGGAAGAUCCGGAAGGUUUCUGGGAUGACGUGGCACAAGGCAUUGACUGGUACAAGCCGUACACCAAGGUUGUUGAUAACGCUACACCACCCUUCACAAAAUGGUUUCCCGGAGGAGAAUUGAACACUUGUUUCAAUUGCCUCGAUCGGCACAUAGAGAAUGGAAUCGGUGGCAGAAUAGCUUUGAUCUAUGACAGCCCUGUUUCGGGCAAGAUCGAGAUGUAUUCGUAUCAAAACUUGCAGCGACUGGUUGCUAAAUUUGCAGGUGCAUUGAAUAGCUUGAAUGUUGGCAAAGGUGACAGAGUAGUCAUUUACAUGCCAAUGGUGCCACAGGCUGUCAUUGCUAUGUUAGCCUGUGCUAGGAUUGGUGCCAUUCACUCUGUCGUCUUUGGAGGAUUUGCUGCAGCAGAGCUAGCAAGGAGAAUAGAACAUGCAGAGCCAAGAGUUAUUGUAACUGCUUCAUGUGGAAUUGAACCAAGCAGGAUAGUGACCUACAAACCCUUAGUUGAUGAAGCAAUCAAAAUAUCCUCAUUCAAGCCCUCCACAGUAGUGCUUUACCAAAGAGACCAGUGCACUGGUGACAUCAUUCCUGGGCGGGACAUCACGUGGGACCAGGUUAUGGAGAGGGCGGAGCCCCAUGACUGCGUACCUGUCCUGGCCACGGAUCCGCUUUAUAUACUCUACACUUCAGGGACGACUGGUGAUCCCAAGGGUAUCGUUCGUCGUAAUGGCGGUCAUGCAGUUGCUCUCAACUGGUCGAUGAAAAACAUUUAUGGGGUUAACCCAGGCGAGGUUUGGUGGGCAGCAUCUGAUCUCGGUUGGGUUGUCGGUCACUCGUACAUCGUGUACGCCCCUCUUUUUAACGGCUGCACCACGGUGCUCUUUGAGGGUAAACCUGUGGGGACUCCUGAUGCGGGCGCUUUUUUCCGUGUGAUCGAACAACACAAGGUUAUUAGCAUGUUCACCGCACCGACAGCCAUCAGAAUCAUCCGAACAGAGGACCCUAAGGCCGAGCUCAUCCGUCAAUACGACCUGUCUCAUUUCCGUGACAUGUUUCUGGCGGGUGAGCAUCUCGACAAGGACACAAUGCAGUGGGCUCGGCGCGCAAUCAGCGCCCCGGUAUACGAUAAUUGGUGGCAGACAGAAUCCGGCUGGGCCAUUACCGCGCACACCGUGGGCCUGGGCCGACCGAUGGACGAAAAACUUGAGACAACAGGCAAAGCGGUACCCGGAUAUAACGUGAAAAUCCUCCGAGAGGACAUGACUGAAGCUGACAGGGGAGAGCUGGGUCAGAUCUGCGUCAAGCUUCCAAUGCCGCCCGGUACCAUGGGAACCCUGUGGCGUGCUGACGAGAGGUUCAAGAAAACGUACUUCGAGAAAUACCCGGGUUAUUAUGACAGCAGCGAUGCCGGUGUCAUGGACGAGGAUGGAUAUGUGUCAAUCAUGGCGCGCACGGAUGACGUAAUCAACGUGGCCGGUCACCGAAUCUCCACCAAAUCGCUAGAGGAGGGUAUGAUGAAGCCAAGCUUUGUGGUAGACGCCGCAUGUAUCGGUCUCAAGGAUGGCAUCAAGGGACAUGUGCCGCUAGGAUUUGUCAUCGUCGAUAAAACUGUUUCGAUGAAAAAAGAAGACAUGAUUAAGGAGGUGAAGAAGAGCGUGCGAGAAUUCGUUGGCCCCGUGGCCGCCUUCAAAACGGCGGUCAUUGUCCCUGCAUUACCUAAGACGCGUUCAGGGAAGACCGUCCGUGGAAUCUUGGCGAAAAUAGUCCACGGAGAGCCGUACAAGGUGACUCCGACAAUGGACAACCCGCAAUGUUUGGAUCAGAUCAAGGAUGUGUUGAUCAGUGAAGGAUACCUCAAAGAGAAUGGCGAGCAGGGGGAGGCAAAGGCAGCGGCAUAACUAGACUCACGCAUGCGUGGCGAAGAUUUCAAGUGGUGACAUGAGGCAAGGGUUUGCUGCGUACAUCAAAAUACACUCAAACACACUGAUAGAAUCUGGUUUUUCAAUCCUACCUCAAGUUUAAGAUAAAAAAAAUGAAAAAGUAUGUUGAACGCCUAUGUAAAACAAAGUAUUUGCGCCGACAUUUCGAGGGUUAGCCCUUCGUCGGUGCAAAAAAAAAUAAGAGUGAAUAGGUUGUUUCCGUGUAAAUAAGUCUCUUAUGAUGCUCUAAGGUGUUGCUUUGAGUUUUGUUUUAGCGUUUCUGUAGGGUCUCAGCGGAAAUAGAUAGCGGAGCGAAGAGUAUGUCCACGCGGAGAACGGGUACGCUCUCUAUUUCCGUAGAAACAGAAUCGCUGGCUACGCAGGCUAAGUUUUGCCAAAAUCACAGAAAGGGUAGUCAUAACGACCUAUUCUGGUUCUCGUCUGACGUGAACUUGAUCGUGCCACAUGUUUCUCAGUUUGCUUACAGUGUGGGAGGGGGGUUGUUCUUGCCUGGCUAGCUGGCUCAUAUUUGGGCUAUUUCGAUUUACUUUUUAUAAUUCCAGAUAUUUCAAGUUCUGUGGUUGUGCAGGACCAGAAAAAUCUCAAAAAUAAGCGCCCAUUAGUGGCGAGUCCAGGGCAGCUUGAAAAUCUGAAUCAGCCCAAAUGUGACCCCGUUAGUAGUUUGAGAGGACCUUGUGCCAAGGCCAGUCUCAGGUGCAUUUAUAAGAUAGAAAAUGUAAGACGCCAAGCGUCGAUAUUCUUACAUAUAGCCAACAUUUUAUUACAAUUGCUGUACGCGAAUGUCAUAUUUUUCAUAUAUUGAAAUAAAUUUGAAACUCGCCCGUGAA
Messenger RNA from Nematostella vectensis (starlet sea anemone), 3640 nucleotides. RefSeq names its product acyl-CoA synthetase short-chain family member 3, mitochondrial. Lineage: Eukaryota; Metazoa; Cnidaria; Anthozoa; Actiniaria; Edwardsiidae. The record is from RefSeq and is a predicted model, not a curated record. The transcript is spliced from 19 exons. Bases 681 to 2771 code for a protein of 696 amino acids.